Messenger RNA from Chinchilla lanigera (long-tailed chinchilla), 1282 nucleotides. RefSeq lists its product as uncharacterized. The record is from RefSeq and is a predicted model, not a curated record. The transcript is spliced from 4 exons. The coding region runs from base 152 to 838 and encodes 228 amino acids. Lineage: Eukaryota; Metazoa; Chordata; Mammalia; Rodentia; Chinchillidae.
CCUCCCCGGCAGGGAGAGAAGCCAAAGUCUCUCCAGGAAGAGACAGGAGCGGCCGCAGGUGGUGAACAGGCUGUUUGCCCCGGGGGCCUGCAGGACGCCUCCAAGCAAGGUGAAGACGACUCUACUGCUCCUCAGGGUAUGCCCGUUCGCCAUGAGGGACACAGCCCUCCUCAGUGCCCAGUCAGUGCAUGGCCCCUCUGAGAGGCUCGGGACAGCGCGGCAGCACCUGGAAGCCGGGGGCACAGCAGCUCCUCUGCACCACUGCUGUGGAUCCCAAGCUCCCCCAUCUGGUCCAAGCAUCCGAGAAAGACUCUGGCUGCCUCUGCAGCCCUCUGAGCACCGGCACCUUGCAGGAAGGGCCGAGUCUCCCUACACACUGGAUCCUUGCCCUGGGACCCAGGGAGAGCUCAGGAAGGAGGGCUGCGGCCCUGGGGUCUUUCCAGAGCAGAGCGGCGGGCCUUGGGACGAUGUUGCUGCCAGAGCCCCCAGGCCCCAUCGAGAGGGCCCCUGUGGAGACCACAGCCUCCAGCUGGAAGCGCCUCCCUGUGACCUCAGGCCCAGCAGGCACACAGAGAUGAACUUCUCUCGGAUAAACGGACGUGCUCCCACGCUGCAGGAUGAACCCCUCCUCUCCAGGCACAGAAGGCCCAGCGGAUGCUGUGGGACAGGCACCUCCAAGGCCCUGGGGACAGGAACACUGGCGCUGCCAUUCUCUGGGGCCUGGGUCGGGGUGGUUAGGUGGCUGUGCGGAGUCCCUGCGCGGCGACACAUGGCUGACAAGCCGGGUGCUGGGGCCCUGCGGCUGGACAGCACGGUGAGCCACGGAGCCACUCCAUGACCUUGCUGGGGCGGAGAGGGACCUUUGGGCUCUGACCACCAGCAGGGUCAACCAAACAAGCGCGUGUUAUUUUUCUUCCUGUUGGUGCCGAGGUCAAAGGCCCUGGGGCUCAGUCAGCAGGGGAGAGGGACGUGGCCUCUAUGUGGUGCUUUUGUAGCUGUCCUCCAGGAAAGAGCUCUUUGGGGUCUCGUUUCCCAUUUGUCACAGGUGAACACAUUCAUAAAAUAUAACAGAGAGAAAUCUUUGGUUUGAUUUUUUUUUGGUACCGGGAAUCGAAUUUGGGACCUUGCGCUUGCCAGGCAGGUGCAUGCAUCCCUGAGCUAUAUCCCUGGCCCAGGAGAGAAAUCUUUGGGAAGAUGAAUGCAAUCCUCCACACAGAGAGAAAAUAACAUCACCAGCGUCUAGGAGGUGACAGAGGGUGAGAUAAGGGGUGACAAAGUGCAG